AUGUUUAUUACCGUGUUAUAUGGAGAUAAUGAAUACGCUCUCUUCAAUGCAAACUGUAAGACUCAGAUUUUGCUGGACUGUAUCAAAAAGAACUGUCACUAUGAGACUGAAGCUGAGGUUGAUCUAGCGGACGACAGCGGACAAGUGAAGAAUCUACCACAAAACCAACAUUGCUACACCUCUGACAUCCUGACUGAACGACAAGUUUAUAUUCUUCUUGGUGUGAGCAAACCAGCCUGUGCCUCGACACCCAUGUAUAUGCCAUUACUGAACAACAAUAAUAUUGUCAAUUCCAAAUUCCUAGCUAAGCUCGGAGCCCGGUUAGACUCUCUCACUCAGUUCCCAGGAAAAGCAAUGAAGUCGAACAAAAAGUCCCCAUCACCAUCUCCCUCUCGCUCAUCCACUGCAGACGGUAAACAGAGUGCUUCACCCCACGGCAGACGUAAAAACACCCCAACACCUCGGUCUGGGAAACACACUCAAGACACUUAA
Carcharodon carcharias (great white shark) is the source of this 492-nucleotide messenger RNA. RefSeq lists its product as uncharacterized. The transcript is spliced from 6 exons. Lineage: Eukaryota; Metazoa; Chordata; Chondrichthyes; Lamniformes; Lamnidae. Bases 1 to 492 code for a protein of 163 amino acids. The record is from RefSeq and is a predicted model, not a curated record.